AUGUCAACCAUCAUACCCUCCUUACCUCUACCAACCAGUCUCGUCUGGAGCUGGACCACCAUCCUCACCGUGCUCGUUCCCUCUUACCUCCUCCUCAUUCGCUACCUCCGCUUCCAGCGCCUGCACUCCUACCGCACCCGCUUCCCGCACUACUUCGCCCCGGAUGGCUCCCCCACCAAUCUGGACAAAAUGACCCUUCAAGACGCCCACCAAAUCCACAUGGACCUCUCCCAGCGCGAGUUUCCCUACCUCUAUAGGCGCUCCCUCUUCUUCGCCCUCUUCAAGACCUACUCGAUCCCCUCCAUCUCGUCCCUUUUGCUAGCAACAGGCCAACUUUCCGCGACCAAAAGCGCUUCCAAGCGAGCCACCGACACCGAGGUCCUGAUUGGGGAAAUCAUCAUCAACCCGCCCUGGGAGAAGAGGGGGCUGGAGGCGCUGGCGAGAAUGAAUUGGUUGCAUGGCCGCUGGCAGAAGGCGGGACGGAUCAAGAACGGGGAUAUGCUGUACACGCUGAGCAUGUUUGCGCUGGAGCCGGAGAGGUGGAUCGGCAGGUGGGAGUGGAGGGAGGUGAGUGUGGUGGAGAGGUGUGCGUUGGGUGUGGUGUGGAGGGAGGUGGGGGAGUUGAUGGGGAUUGGGAUGGAGGAGUUGGACAGGUUCGGGAGGAAGAAGAAGGAGGGGGAGGAGCGAGAAGAGGAGGAGAGUGGACUGGAGUGGAUGGAAAAGAUGAAGCGGUGGAGUGAUUGGUAUGAAGAUACGGAGGUGCGGUAUACAGAGAGCAACGAAAAGGUGGCGAAGCAUACGGUGGAUUUGUUGCUGUUGAGCCAGCCCAGCUUUUUGAGGGGCGUUGGGAAAGGGUUUAUUGGGGUGUUGAUGGGGAAGAAGUUGAGAGAGGCUAUGAAUUUCCCCGAACCGCCUCAAUGGCAAGAAAAGUCCCUGACCUGGUUCCUCCUCUUCCGCCGCUGGUUGCUCCUUCACCUCAGCCCUCCCCGACCCGAGUGGAUGGUCCUCCACAAAAUCGACAAGGACGUCGACCCAGCCACCGGAAAGUAUCACUACAACGUAUACGAACUUGACCCGUGGUAUGUGAAGCCGACGUUUUGGAAACGCUGGGGACCGUCGGCCCUACUGAGUCGCUUGGCUGGGGCUCCGGUUCCGGGUGAUGGGGGUAGCAGGUUCCAGCCGGAGGGCUAUCACAUCCAUGAGGUUGGCCCCGAGAAAUUGAGGGGACAGGGGAAGGAAGAGAUUGAGGAGAUGGUAAGGGAUUUGGAGAGGAGGAGACUGGAGGUGUUGGCUAAGGGUGGUUGCAUUGGUGGUACCGGUGGGAGGAGGUGUCCUAUGGGACUUGCAUAG
Molecule: messenger RNA, 1350 nt
Organism: Neurospora hispaniola
Lineage: Eukaryota; Fungi; Ascomycota; Sordariomycetes; Sordariales; Sordariaceae
Exons: 2
Coding region: 1-1350 (449 amino acids)
Molecular function (GO): oxidoreductase activity
Source: RefSeq, a predicted model, not a curated record